AUGAUCUGCUGGUUCUCCAUUCUUCCCGCCGUUGUGUUGAAAUCACGUGUACAAAUAGGUAACUCAUUGAAACGCACAUACGUAUUCGUGUGCGUCCACGAGUCGAACGUUUCGCCCGAAGUUUUGUUAUCAUGGAACGUCCGCAAGUGUUUUUGUUUGAGCGUUCUUCCUCCGUUCACCUGCUAGUUCUUGCAUAUGGGCCUACGUUGUUCUGUGCUCAUUUGGAGGACAGGCAAGACUCAGUGAGUCAACCGGGCUCUGUAAUUUUCUAGGGAAGCUUUUUCUUUGCUCUUCCGUUGACGGAAAGAAGUUUCAACAACAUUACGGCAUAUCGUGCGUUUAUCUUCAAAUUGAAUUGUGGAUAUUGAAUAAGUAAUGGCAGACCUUACGACAUAUCGUUAAAAUUUCGUCCUGGUUAUAACGGGGUCGUAAUUAUGAACGGACCCUGGCUACAAUUGUAGGUAUGUUCAGUGAAACGUUUUAGAAUUCCUUUUUUGUAACCAGCCUCGUUAUGCUCUUUCCUCAAGACUUAUCUUCUUUCGUUGUUCUUUGCCCUUUGUUAAACUUAACAGUUUUUCUUCCUUUGCAAGUCUUGUCUUUUAUCUUAAAGUGAAACAAUUGUCCCUUGCACAAACUCUUUAGAGACUCCCUGUUUGCAGAGAAUGUUAUAGACUUAUAUUUAUUCUUCCUCCGUGGUUGAUUUUCUUCCUCGACCAUUCUUUUUUAGCUCCCGAAGGAAAGUAUCCUAGAGGCGUAAGAGAUGCAUUUAUAGCACUAGUAAGUUUGCUGUGUACAGGCCGUGGCUGAUUUGUUGAUCACUUGAGAACAUUUAUAACAUUUUGACGUCACUCUUAUAAGCUAUGGUAGUGUAGUCAAUAUAGAAAAUUGUGGUCAAUUUGUUGCUUGUUUGUUUGCUUGUCUGGAACCACAACGACGACAACGUGAAAAAAGAAAACAAUUGGUUUUAAGAGCAAAACAACAGCUCUGCACGUGCAACAUCCUUUGAUUCACACUUCUCAAACUCAUUAAUAAUUCAUUAAGAAAAUACAAAGGAAAAACAAUGUUCAAUGAGUGUUUGGAAAUCAGAUGAAAAACUGCUCAUUUUUGCAUCCUUAAUUUCUCUUUCUAAAAUCAUUUUGUUUGAAAAGUAAUAUCAAGCAUUCGACUCUGUUUCAUCAUCAGAUCAAAAACAGUGUUUCCUCACCAGAUGGUCAAAAAACUCCGCUGCGCGUCGUAUUUUCAACUCUCUUCUCGGUGUUUCAUCUGGUGAUGAAACACUGCAUCUCAUGCUUGAUAUAUUACCUCUUUGACGUCCAGUGUGCGACAGGACGUGAAACUUGAAAUGGAGGACGUGAAAACACGACGACGAAUUCUCCUUUAUCUUUUAACCCUGCAUACAGUCGCAUUCGACAAAAUAAGAGGGUCUUGAUAGACUCGAUAAAGUUUGAAAGAAGGCAUAUUCACUUUUUUUUCUUUCUUUUUUUUUUUUUUUUUUUUUUCUUUUUUUUUCUUUUUCACUGCCGUCGUCGUCGUUUCCUAAGCUCCCUUGUAAACCUGAGCACAUGGGGGGAACAGCGCCUUACUCUAUUGCAAAUACUCUUUUAUAUAAUAAAGUCAGUAAUUCAUGCAUUUUGAUUGGUCCUUUCUUAUGAUCUAUUAGAGGACAGAUGCACGAUUGACGUCAUCAGCCGAAGGAAAAAAAUUGUCUUUUUUCAAAAUGGCGGACAAUUUUGAAACUUUGGAAAAUAUUUUGCCGGACUGGGCGAACGAGGAGAUAGAAAUAACUCUUGUCGAGGCAGUUGAUAAAUUCCAAAAGGAAGAAGAAGAAAAGACACGUUUCUACGUGGAGAAUGACUUGGAAAAAAUUCUGGAGCAAUCUCAGUCGCUCGCGACAAAACGAAACACAAAAUGGGUCGUAAAAUUAUUUCAAGGUAACAAACUAUUUUUUGGCUUCGCAUUUAAGUAACACAAAAAGCAGAAAUUUAAAGAAAUUGAUUUAUUAGACAAUCUCAGCAUUAUACAGUCUCAAAAUAAUUGUUUACACAGAUUGGUGUCAAGCAAGAAGCAUCACAACACCUCUCCUUAAAAUGAAUACAACAGAAUUAGACUUAAACCUAGCAAGGUUUUACGUGGAAGCGAGAACGAAAAAAGGUGAAGAAUACAGUCGCUCAGCACUUCUUGGUUUUCGGAAUUCAGUUGAAAGAUACCUAAACAACAAUGGCCGUACAGUGAAAAUUUCAAGGAACCAAGUGUGUCAAAAGAGUAACAAAAUUCUGGACGCGAAGCUACGAAUCAACCGCCGCGCCGGCAAGGGAAACGUUCAACAUAAACCAGUUAUCGUACCUUCAGACCUCGCAAAGAUAAGAGCCAGCCCUUUCCUCAGUGUCACAAAUCCAGCCGCAUUGCUAAGGAGAACUUGGUUUUACGUUUCUCUGUACUGGUGCAGGCGUGGAAGGGAGGUACAGCGAGAUCUUCGCCGCGACAGUUUCAAAUUCACCAAAGAUGCAAACGGCCGCGAGUACGCAGUUAUGACCCACGAAGAAGCUACAAAAAACCAUCCUGGUGGUGAAACCAGCAAGCCCUCAGCGAGAAACAAGGCUUUAUAGCACUGGAGCAGACGAUGAUGCAUUGCCAGUCUCAAAUUGUAGGUGUCUAAGUUGAAUCCCUCCUGCCCAGGGUUCUUUCAAAAACCAAAAGCCAGAUUCACCACAGAAGACAUCGUGUGGUAUGAAAACAGCCCACUUGACGUGAACAAGCUGGGAGACAUGAUGAAGAUCAUAUCCAAAGGAGCGAAUCUCUCUCAAGUGUACACCAAUCAUUCCGUCCGGGCUUCAGCAAUAACCGUGCUUUCCGAUGCGAAUGUCAGGGCACCCAACGACAAUUUUCGGAAGAAUAUCUGUUCGGAAGACGAUUUGAGAUCUAGAAUUUUCGGAACAUUUGCUGUAAAAUUUCUUGCUUGCCUACCUCUCCUAGGAUUUUCGAACAUCAAAAAAAUGGUAUAAUUGCCUAUUUUUAACUGAUUUUUACCCCAAAAAGGUCACCUAGAAUUUUCGGGAGCCUUUUUUCUGGCUGAAAUUUUCGAAAAGGUAAAUUUUGAUCGCUAAAAUUUUUGGAUCACUAGACUUUCAGCUAGGAAAUCCGAACAGAUGAAAAAUUUUUAGGGGAUAAAAAUAUGCCUAUAUCUACCGUUUAAAUACUAAAAUACGCUUAACAGUGCUAUGUUUAAGUGGUUUUGAACUAUAUUCUCGUUGGGUGCCCCUGGAAUGUACCCGACCGCCAUAUAAUGUUCGUCUCCGGGCGUAGCAGCGAGCAAAGCAUCUCACACUACAGCGCCAGGCCAUCGGCACCUCAGCUGGAAAGUGUAUCCGACACAAUCUCCAAUGCUCUUCAGUACAACCAAACUCAAAGUACACAAAUUUCUACCGUUUCCAGCACUCCAUCAGCUACACCAUUAAUUGAAAGCUUGAAUCGCAUGGCUUCCAGUGUGUCAAUGUCGUCCGCAUCAGCAAGCUUCCCGAGCGGUUUUUUCAACAACUGCAAUAUUCAAGGCCGUGUGCAAGUGUUCUUCGGGCUUCAGAGCCGCUCUGAUGGGCAUAACUGACUAGGUUUUAGCAGUAUUUUGCAACACAUUUCAAGAUUUCCGAAUCGAAUUUGAGCUUUCGCUGUGAUGUUUUGUUCCACGAAAGGCGAACUUCUCGAUUAAGUUUUGACAGUGGCGUUAUUUCCUUAGCCAAUCACAAUUCGUUGCUGCACCCAGCAACCAAUCAGUUUGCUCCAUUUUGUAUAGAUAACAAAUGACGUCAAAUCACUUUCUUCGCGGUCGGAAAAACCCAUCACGGCCGUGCUUUGUAUCUUCUUUCGAAAUAAAAACGCUUUUAUUUAUUUUUGUUGUUUUAUUAUAUAAAACAAAUAGAUUCCAUUUGGCCGUGCGUCUGUUCAGUUAUAGAUCACAGACCCACUCGCCUAUCGGCUCGUGGGCCACUUUUCUGUUCUUACCACAUUUUGACGUCAUCUGUGAUCUAAAACUGAACGGACGCACGGCCAAAUGGAAUCUAUUUGUUAAAUAGAAAGUGACUCUCCACUAAGGAGUGCUCUUGAAUUUGUUCAGGUGUUGUAGAACACUAAAUUUGACACAUAAUGAGUUGCGGUAAAAUCUGUAUUUUGGGCUAACUUGGUUAUUUAAUCAUUUUCUAGGUUAGAAAUGAAAGCUUCGCUAGUCUAUAUAAGGGACUAACUCCGGUGUUGAUGCGUGCUUUUGCAGUCAACGGGGUAAGUAAAGAGAGGAAAUGGAGAGUAGUGCGAAAAGCAAAUAGGAAGAAAAAAAGGACUAUUCCAUCUUCCUCUUCACGCCAACGCCACUUUCUGACCUCUUUGAGGCUUGAAAUCCCCCAUGUUUGAACUGCGAGAACUACUGGCAUCGGCUUACGGUCUCAGAGAAAGAAGGAAAAAGAAACACUGUCCUGAAUGAAUCUGAUUUUAUUUGGCGUGGUUUUGACUUGGACGUCAAGACGUCCAUGGUGAACCGUCAUAGCCUCUUACGCAGACACCCCAUGGUGAACCGUCAUAGCCUCUUACGCAGACACCCCCGGUGGAUAAGUCUUUGGGAAACCAAUUUGCCACUUUAAGAACGAGAAGGAAGCUGAGUUAACUUUCGCAAAGACUUCUGGUACUGUUAUUAAGGACAGGGAAAAAUUGUAUAAUAGCUGACCGGCGUGUUCCCAGUAAUGAUCCCACAAACACUUGCGGUACGUAUUUCGGUUCCAGUUCCCUUCUCGUUAAAAAGUGACGAAUUACGCUAUCCACGUUUUCGACAUCUCGGGUCUGGGAGAUUAAUUUGGAAGAAGAAAUAAAUCACUAGAAAAAUCAGAAAAAAUUCCCACCCCCUCAGUUGAGAAUAGAAUUCAUGAACCUUCGAGUCCUAGAUCAGAUUCUCUAACCAUUGAGCCAAAACCUCUAUAUUAAACAUUAGCAUUUGACUUGUAAGACUGAUCCUAAAUCGGAUUUCUGUGGACCAACGGUGAUUUACAACUCGCCAGCGAUUCACUAAAACAAGACUAAACAAGGGAUUGUUUAAAAAAUGCAUCUUUCCUCGUGUUUUAAAGUAAAACUAUUCUCUGCUUCCUGGUAAUCCUGGUGAUUUCUAUUUUUAGGGUGUUUUCUUUGGUUAUGAAGUGGCCUUAAUUGAAGUUAUUUAA
This is a messenger RNA of Porites lobata, 5195 nucleotides long. The record is from the annotation of a GenBank genome assembly. Lineage: Eukaryota; Metazoa; Cnidaria; Anthozoa; Scleractinia; Poritidae.